ACAGAAACAGAACCAGUGGCAUGGACAGGCUCUGGCUGUAUGAAAUAAUGCAGUCUACUUCUGUAUAUCCAUUCAUCGGUGUUUGAAGGAUGAGAAUAUGUUGAAGAAUAAAAGUGCCAAGGCGUUUGUGCGCAGCCGCAGUAGGACUUUACGCACGGAUGAAGUUUGAACAAACCCCUUUUAUCCAUUUUAAAACCUGGAACAGUUUGUUUUCUGUGAGCAUGUUUCACCAAAGCUGUCCGUUUGUCAGCAUACUGACUCAUCUGCAUGUUCACUUUCAUAAACGACUGGUCAAAAUGUCAAUAAAGAACCUGUCAGACCAAAGCAAGAGACGCACCACGAUCCGGAUCAGUGCAGACCAGGACCCAGACCUGGACCCAGACCUGGACCCAGACCUGAGCAGGACUGGAGGAGCAGAUGCAGAACCAUGUGGGAACCGGCUGACAGAGGAGGAGAAGACCAUCCACAGAGUCCACAGAGAGGCGUGUGAGGCUAAGAAGCAGAUGUAUGUGGACCCUUCCAGCGGGUACAAGGUGUUCACAGAGUAUGCCCACCUUCACAGAGGGAAGUGCUGUGGCAGCGCAUGCAGACAUUGUCCAUAUGGCCAAGUCAACGUCAAGGACCCCGCAAAGAAGAAAAAGUUUAAUUCUCUAUUUUACAUAUAAGCCUGUGCCGAUGGAUUCAGAUUCCGAAUGGAACCCGUCACAUGUUGCUUGACUUGUGCCUGUCGUUAUUUGGAUACUUUGAGACUCAUAUUUUUUUAGCAUUGUACUAAAUGAUGAAAUACGGGUAGUGUCUGUGCAAUACCUACCUCCAGUGAAUCACAACUAUUCUUUGGAUUAUUUUCUUUCUCAUGAGUUGGUGAAGACGGACGAAGGGAUUUGUUCACCACAACCUCGCGUAAAAUAAUCCUUUUUGUUUUUGUUGUAUUUUUUUAGACAUUUUUUCAGACUCAAACGCCCAAUGAAAUGCCUUGAGCUUGAUUUUUUUUUUUUCUUUUUUUUUUUUCGUUUUGUCUUUAAGAGUAUUAAAUAUAUUGUGGUGUUUUGCUCCUCUGAUGCAUUUACAAGGGUUGUGGGAGUAUGGAGAUGAAAACUGAAAGUGCAUUUUAGAUCUUCGCCCUCAAGAUAAAGGGCAUAUAAGCGAAAGUAACUGCAGAUAGUCAGAUGAAGUCUUGUGCUCUUUUGCUUUGCAUCUCUUGUUAUUUCUUCUCCCAAAUGUACAACUGCAUGAAUAUUAUCAUCAUUUACACUCCACAAGUGCCUGACUGAACUGUCUACCUUUGACUGAAAUACUGUGCUGUUAAAAAUAGGCAGGGGCCAAGGGUCAGCCCUCACACUUGGCUGCGCUGCUGUUACACCACUUGAUGGAAUCAGGCUGUUAACAAACAUGCCAUGGACAUCAACAGCCCCCCCCCCCCCCCCCCCCCCCCCCACACACACACACACACACACCCUCCCUCCCUCCCUCCCCACCACCCACUGGACUCCCAGCUCAGCCUCCUGGCAACACUUGGCUACAACCGAGCUCCCUGCGGCUGCUCUCCUGAGCUGCAGCCUAAUGAACUCCUGGGCCCUCUUAUCCCAGCACUGCAAAAGAUCAGCCCAUGUUCGCCGGCGCAGGCCUGCACGGACGCACACAUGCAUGGGCAGGCUAUCAGAACGCACUCCCAGCAGGCCCAUGCACCAGCAAAGGUUGCACUAAAUAACGCACUUUGUAGCCCACGGUAAUGGUACAAGGUAAAAUCAGGCGUGCACCACUACCUGUGUACCGCUGCAUAAAUGAGUCAGUUCCAAGGUUUUAAUAGUUUUAGAUUCUUACCUCCUCCAGGAGGUAUUGUGAUCACUUUGCUUUGUGUGUUUGUUUGUUUGUGUGUUUGU
This is a messenger RNA of Sphaeramia orbicularis (orbiculate cardinalfish), 1880 nucleotides long. RefSeq names its product chromosome 4 C1orf53 homolog (gene c4h1orf53). The coding region runs from base 159 to 665 and encodes 168 amino acids. Lineage: Eukaryota; Metazoa; Chordata; Actinopteri; Kurtiformes; Apogonidae. The transcript is spliced from 3 exons. The record is from RefSeq and is a predicted model, not a curated record.